This is a messenger RNA of Lacerta agilis (Sand lizard), 1631 nucleotides long. It is a transcript of the gene PTX3, whose product is annotated as pentraxin 3. Gene Ontology annotation, molecular function: complement component C1q complex binding. The transcript has 3 exons. The record is from RefSeq and is a predicted model, not a curated record. Gene Ontology annotation, biological process: innate immune response. Bases 187 to 1482 code for a protein of 431 amino acids. NCBI's taxonomy places the organism in Eukaryota, Metazoa, Chordata, Lepidosauria, Squamata, Lacertidae.
GAUUACAGCACUAGCACUAGCAUUACUCAUUCAUUCAGGUUCAUUCACUCUCAGAGUAUUAUUUAAGGGCUUUCUGCAACUCCCUCUCUUAGAAUCAUCUCUGCUCGGAUUCUUAUUAGAGACCUUUUCACUCAGGAACACGCUGAGACUUUCAAGGAAACAGCUGGGGAAUCCUAAUUCAAAGAAAUGCUUUCCUUUGUGAUCCUGUGUUUUGCUCUCUGGUCUGCCUCAUCUAGUCAGAACCAGGAUGAGUACGAUGACCUCUUUUUCUUCAAUUUUGACAAUGAAGUUGAAAGUGUAAUUCCUGCAACGGAAGAAAGUAUUUCGUGCGAUUGCCAGCGAGAACACACAGAAUGGGACAAACUCUUCAUCAUGCUUGAGAACUCGCAGAUGAAAGAGAAUAUGCUGCUCCAGUCCCUCGAUGAAAUCCUUAAGGUGGAGCUGCAAGCGGUGAGAGUGGAAAUGCUCCAGUUAGUGCAAAACUUGGCUGGCACGUGCACCACUUCGACAGAGAAAGCUGCCUCCCAAAUCGUGAACCAAAUGGGCCAGAUGCUGGCAAAAAACAGCAGGCAAACUGAGGGCUUCCCUGGGGUGCCUCAUGUAUCUGCGGAAGGGAAGAUCCUCAAAGAGAUUCUGCAGCUGAGCCAAAACAUGUCCAGCAGGCUCGGCCACAUUGAGCACACUUGGCAGAGGGGAGCUGAGGUGGAUGCGCAGCAGAGGGGCUUUCUGCAGAGAGACCGAUCCAGCGACAAGGCAAGUGGGGGCGGUUCCAUCCUGAAUUUGCUAUGGCAAGAACUGCAGGAAACCAAAGCUGAACUGAAAGAAGCCCAAAAAAGGACCACACAGCACUUGUUGCCAUUUGGUUGUGACAUGGCCCUUUUAUUCCCAAUGCGCUCCAAAAAGAUAUAUGCGAGUGUUCACCCAACUUCCACAAUGGUGCUCUACUCCUUCACUGUCUGCACAUGGGUUAAAGUGACGGAAAUUCUAGACAAAACUAUUGUAUUCUCCUAUGGAACAAAGAUAAAUCCCCAUGAAAUUCAGCUGUAUCUGAGCAAUGAUUCAGCUGUUCUUGCUGUAAGCAAUGACAACAACAAGGUCAUUGCCCAACAUGUCGUCUCUUCUGGACGAUGGAUUCACCUUUGUGGCAUUUGGAGCACAGUUAAUGGAAGUAUUUCACUGUGGGUAAACGGAAAGGUGGCGGCUGCUUCCACAGAAAUUGCUGAGGACCACAUCAUUCCAGAUGGUGGGAUUUUGAAGAUUGGCCAAGAAAAGAAUCGCUGCUGUGAUGGAGGCAGUCUCAAUGAAUCUUUAGCUUUCUCUGGGAAGAUAACUGGCUUUAAUAUUUGGGACAGAGUCCUCAGUGGCAAAGAGAUAACAAGACAAGCUGGAGAAGAGGCUUGUAACAUUCGCGGCAACUUAGUUGGGUGGGGGGUUACAGAGCUUCUGCCUCAUGGAGGAGCUCAGUAUGUUUUUGGGCUCUGAACAGAUGCCCUUCAAAAGUCCAUGUAAAGACAUCAAAUGCAGAAAAUCUAGGAAGCCUGAAUGUUUAAAGAACUGGUUCUACAAAAGAGCUUCCACAGGGAAGUUGCUUUAAUUCUCAAUAGACAAACAGUAAUAGGGGGGGGGGGUGC